Molecule: messenger RNA, 3956 nt
Organism: Pieris brassicae (large cabbage white)
Lineage: Eukaryota; Metazoa; Arthropoda; Insecta; Lepidoptera; Pieridae
Product: transmembrane protein 47
Exons: 6
Coding region: 2-1273 (423 amino acids)
Biological process (GO): cell-cell adhesion
Cellular component (GO): membrane; cell-cell junction
Source: RefSeq, a predicted model, not a curated record
AAUGGAAGCACACGGGGGUUUGACGCCUAGUAAUCUUUGGCAACCAGGUGAAUUGGCACGUCGCAUGAUGGGAGAGCGGCCGUCUCCGGUACCGCCUACCAGGGAGCUGUGGCCUUCCGCAUCUGUACAACAGCCGCUCAGCAUUAGCACUUUACACAUAGCAUAUUUGAAAGAUGAGGAUUUAUCUCCGAAAAGAGCAUCGACAUUACCUCCUCAGCCCUAUUCUCCUACAACCAUCCCCAUAGAACGUGACUACAAACCUGGAAUGUGCACUGUUGGAACAAAUACCGAGCCUCCUCCUUCGCUCUUUGUUAGAAUCAAAAAAAUUAUAAAAAGAGAAGAGCGCGACACGAAUGGUUUUCCACCGCCGAUUGAGUUUAGUCCUAUUAAUAGGGAAAGUUCUUCGGAUUACGAUGAGUCACCAAUAGAGCGCGCGUUAAACGGAAUAAAGAAAGUAAUUACAGGAGCUAAAUACCGUAUAGCGCCCCGGUCUGAUACGGCUGAAAGCCCAAAAAUAGUGUACGACACGUCUAAGCCUGGCGAUAGAAUGGUUUCUACAUUUGGUGCUAGUGAAUCUAGAAAGUGGUUUAAGUUACCAUCUCGGGCAAGUUACGUUCGGCGGCUUCGGGCCGUUGUUGACUGUUGCCAACGAACACCCCGUCGUCCCCCUCGGCGCAAUGUGCAACCGAACACCUUGCAGAUCACACAGGUAAUCGCCUUAAUAUGCGGCCUGCUGGUGAUUAUACUGAUGGUGUUGGGCCUCGCAUCAGCAGACUGGCUGAUGGCUGCAGGCUGGCGGCAGGGCCUGUUCAUGCACUGCAUAGAUCCAGAGUCGCCGACGCCUUUGCCUUUCGACAUCACUGCUCAGCCAGGGUGCUACGCCGCGAGGCCCGCCCCAUACAUUAAAGCGGCAGCCGGCUUGUGCGUAGCAACGCUGGCGGCGGACGUUUGCGGAGCCCUACUUACAGGGCUAGGGCUACGGUCAGCGGAUCACCGUACAAAGUUCCGAUACUAUCGGUUCGCCGUUCUUGCCAUGUCGCUUGCACUAAUGUGCAUCUUAAUAGCGCUGGUGAUAUACCCGGUCUGUUUUGCCGCCGAAUUGAAUUUAGGCAACAGAUUGGUGUGGGAAUUCGGCUGGGCAUACGGCGUGGGUUGGGGCGCCGCCAUUUUCCUUUUCGGCGCAGUCGUGUUGCUGCUCUGUGACAAGGAGAGUGAGGAGCUGUACUACAAGGAACGGAAAGUCGUGAGCGGUGAAGCGAGCGCGCGCCCCUAGGGCCGUGGGCGCCUGCCCGACCUCGUGCCGUGAGGCCGCUAGUGCACGCACACACGCACACACACACACGCACACCGCACUAACGCACGCACAAGAGUGGACCACUCGCGACCAACCCCACGUUUAUUACGUGUAGGCUGGCGCUACCUUGACAUCUUAGUGAGUAUAUUGGGUUUAUAAUUUAUUUGGUAUUCUUUGUAAAAUUUAAUAUUCGUGGCGGAAACUAGAUCUUAAAAUGUUUUGUUUCCGCCUUUUUUUUGUAAUUAAGUUUUUUAUUCUGGGUUUAUGCUACUCGAACAGAACGGUCCACAGCCCUAAUGGCGUGUCAGGGAGACUUGACAAGAAUUUAAGAACACAUUAAGAAUGGUUCCAUUCCCAUCUGUUCGAAUCGCACGUAAAUAUUGUUUUAAUCAUUAUUUAUGUUUUUUAUAUUCAAAUUAAGUGAUGUGGUCCAAUUGUUGUUAGUAAGUUUCAAGAAAUGGUCAUUUUAUAUCGACACAAUUACUUGAAAUUUGUUAAAAUACCGUAACAUGAGUUGCGUGUUACGUGCGGUGGUGUAAAAAAAUAUAUCUGCACGUUGGAAAAUUGACUUCGUCAUAAGGAACGACUUUGUUUAAUCAUUGGAUUAUGUAAGUGCACAGUAUGGCGCAUCAGUUUGCCAACGUGACGGUAAUGGCAUAAGGUCUGCUGCGAUAACGCACGGAUACUGUACGACUCGCAUUUUGUUAUUUUACACCUUUCUAUUGCUUUACGGAGCAGUUUGUGAUUAUAUUGUACAAACAAUACACUUUUCGUUUUACGUAUGAUUUUGAAGACGUUUACGAAUGAGUUUUUUUUGUUAUUAGUUUGUAAGUUAUUUUAAUUUAUUUAAGCUUUAACUUGGAUAUGUUUGAGUAUUAGAUUUUUUCCACCGAAGGCGCUUUUUCGCCCGUUCGAAUGUAGAAUCUCGUUUAGGCGGAGUCGUUUGGAUGUAACCUCUAAAUUGUUAGCUCGUCGCUCGUCAAAAUUACCUAGAUCACAUGAGAUCGCCUCUCGGCCGUAUUGCGUUGAUGUUAAUUUUAAGGUUUAUUUAGGGCACGUUCGGCGCGAAGGCGUCGGUCGGCGAUCGGUGGUCCCCGGGUAUUGUCCGGUCCAAAGAGCGUCGAUAUUAUUUAUUCGCUUUAACUUAUCGGUUGGUCCUUAGCGGGUUGUAAAUAGAUGUGUGGUAGACCGGUCGGUGGCGUGUAGUGCGGCGGCAGCGCGGCGGCGGGCAGGCGGCGGGCGGCGCCGGUCGCUCGCACCUCUCUCUCUGUCUCCUUUCUUCUCUUCUCCAGCUCUCGGCGGCUCUUCUCUCUCUUCGUAGGAUGAGAGCGGCCGGACCUGCGUUUUGUACUACGAACUUGUAUUCUAGAGCACAAUUAGUGUAACGAGUGUACUUGAGUGAAUCUCAGCGACGUGAAGUCUGCUUCUCGUUCGCGAUCGUCGCGAAUCUGUUUAACGGGCUAUGAAUACUGAUAUAAUGGAAUUAAUUGUGUCGAAGUUACCUUCGCUAGGGUAUACUAAAUGUAUUUAAUUAUUUAUUGUCACGUGUACCGAUCGAUUCGGUCCCGUUCGGCCUCGGUGAUACUGUCGGGAAUCUCGUUUACGUUAAGAAAUGAUAUCCUUUUUGGAAUUGAAAAUUAUUUCACGAGAUAUUUUCUUAAUGUUUAUAAUAAUAGUUGUCUAUGAAUUAUAAUUGUAUCGCUAGGACAGCUGUAGGUUAAUGUUAAUGAUUCUAACUUCUAAGGCAACUAAUUAAGUAUUCUAACGUAGGAUCUACAUUUUGCGUUUGAAUUGCAAUUGCGAUAUAUAUUCGUAUUGAAAUAUUUUAUUCCUAUUUAAAAUAUAUUUUCCUUCAUAAAGUACAAUGAAUUACGUACACUGUACAUAUUCAGUAAUGAGGUUCUAUAAUGAUGUAUAACUUCACACGUAAAAUGUGGAUCUUUUUCACUAAAAUAGUGUUUAUAGUUCUGUAGGAAAGAUGGUAUUUUUUGUAAUCUGUAAUCGUUUAUCUUUAAACACUAUUUCGAAAUCAAUUAUUUAUUGGUUAAUCUUUAAUUGGUUUGUGAUAUGUUAGGAUUUAGUAAUAUAAUAUUAACUUUACUAAUUAUACUGCAUUUAACAAGAAAUCUGUUUAAAAAUGCACUGCCAUUGAAAUUGAAAGAAAAUGUCAAUGAAAAACAUUUCAAAGAUAUUCUUAAUUGUAACCUUUUAGCAACGACGUUUUGAUGAAGUUUUCUUUCUUGCAAAUAAGGUAUUAUAAUAAAAACUUUUACUAAGUGUUUUAUCGAAUCGUGACUUGCAUCUGAUAACCAUCGAUUUUCUGACUGUUUUAAUCGAUGUUACAAUACAGACUAUGUGAUUUAAAUAUUGUAUCUACUUAAGUGUACAUUUUCAUAGAUAAUCUAGCUACUUGUUUUUGUGCAACGUUAAUGUGCUUGGGCAAUAUGCAUUCGUCUGCGCUAGUCAAUAUUAACCAGGAAUGAGGCUUAUUGCAUUAAAAUUCUAAUAAACAGUAUUUUGACUUAUUAAAAUGUCAAUUAACGUUCAGUUAUUUCGUAGUAUUAAAGCAGCUGCAAUUGCCUAAGUAAUUAACAAAUCGAUUCCUUUAGCCAAAUGAUGAGUCAUAUCAAUGAGAUUGAAUAAAGUAAUAAAUAUAGUGAAA